Truncatella angustata is the source of this 1557-nucleotide messenger RNA. Its product is annotated as GPI mannosyltransferase 4. The transcript is spliced from 3 exons. Gene Ontology annotation, biological process: GPI anchor biosynthetic process. The record is from RefSeq and is a predicted model, not a curated record. NCBI's taxonomy places the organism in Eukaryota, Fungi, Ascomycota, Sordariomycetes, Amphisphaeriales, Sporocadaceae. The coding region runs from base 1 to 1557 and encodes 518 amino acids. Gene Ontology annotation, molecular function: alpha-1,2-mannosyltransferase activity. Gene Ontology annotation, cellular component: endoplasmic reticulum membrane.
AUGUGGAGGCGCACGUACUUGUUGUUGUUAUUGGUGCGGCUAUGGUUCGCCCUGUCGCCAAGCUAUCUACAUCCUGACGAAAAUUUCCAAGGCCCUGAAGUGAUUGCCGGCGAAAUAUUCAGCUAUCCGGUACGGCGGACAUGGGAAUUCACGAGCGAACAUCCCAUCCGUAGCGUCUUUCCUCUGUGGCCCGUCUACGGACUGCCCAUGCUGCUCCUGAGGUGGCUAUGGAUCGGCAACGGCAAGGACGGCGAUGUACCACCCAUUGCCGUCUUCUGGACUCUGAGGGUCCUCAUGUUCAUUCUCAGCUUUGUGCUUGAGGACUGGGCUGUUCACGAGCUUGUGCAGUCUGCGCGACACCGCCGCAUCGCCAUGCUGUUAGUUGCAUCAUCCUACGUCACCUGGACUUUCCAGACACACACAUUUUCCAACUCCAUCGAGACACUCGCUGUCGCCUGGAGUUUGGUCUUGAUAGAGCGUAUUUUGGACACUUCUUCACAACAAACGUCUUCGCUUCUUGCGCCGACUGUACUCGGCGUGGUCGCCGUCUUCGGUAUUUUUAAUAGGAUCACAUUUCCAGCCUUUUUGUUGAUCCCUGGGUUUCGGUUGAUACCGCAUUUCUGGAACAAGCCUGUGUCUUUUGUCGUCUUGGUAGCGUCAGCUACCGCAACCGUGAUCGUGGCCAUUUCGCUAGAUACCUCGUUUUAUAUACCGUAUUCUAUCAACUGGUCUGAUCUGUUGCGCAAUCCGGUUGUGACGCCCUGGAACAAUCUGAGAUACAACAUGUCUCCGGCCAACCUGGCCCAGCAUGGACUCCACCCGUGGUAUCAGCACAUGUUGGUCAACAUACCGAUGCUUCUCGGACCUGCGGCUGGAUUGCUGUUUUUCCAGCCGCACUUGUCGCUUCGGCUUUAUUCCGCCGUGUCGGGCCUGUUUGUGCUAUCUGUGUUUCAACAUCAGGAAGCACGUUUUUUACUUCCAACAAUCCCCUUGAUCUUGUCGUCGGUUCAACUGCCACAGAACACCAAGAUACUCAAAAUCUGGGUGGGCGCCUGGAUUGCGUUCAACGUGGCGCUAUCGUUGCUCAUGGGGGUCUAUCACCAAGGAGGGAUCGUGCCCGGUCAGGUUUUUCUGAGCAAGCAGCCCGACGCAACUCAGGCCAUAUGGUGGAAGACAUACAUGCCACCUAUCUGGCUUCUGAACGGAAAGAACGAGGUGUUGCGGACACGGGAUGUAAUGGAUUUGGAUGGGGCCAAGCUCCUUGAGGAGCUCGAAAGGCUGGCAACAUGCGAUACGCCGGCAGAUCGGAGGAACAAGGAAUACCUGAAGGAGCCAAAUGGUACCUACCUGGUGGCGCCGUUAUCGGCGACAUGGCUCGAUUCUUACCUACCAAACAAAGGACUGGACGGCUUACGGUUCCGGGAGGUGUGGCGGCACAAACAACAUCUGAAUCUUGAUGACUUGGACUGGGCAGAGGACGGGUUCUGGCCGACACUGAAGAGAGUAAUAGGCAGACGGGGCCUCGCGGCUUGGAGGGUGACAAAGACGUGUAGGUAG